Molecule: messenger RNA, 1500 nt
Organism: Prunus dulcis (almond)
Lineage: Eukaryota; Viridiplantae; Streptophyta; Magnoliopsida; Rosales; Rosaceae
Product: E3 ubiquitin-protein ligase RHA2A-like
Exons: 1
Coding region: 512-1039 (175 amino acids)
Biological process (GO): protein ubiquitination
Molecular function (GO): ubiquitin protein ligase activity
Source: RefSeq, a predicted model, not a curated record
AAUUGAGAGGUUGAGAGGCAAGUGAAGUCGUAACAUCAGCCUUUGGCGGACACCCAACCCCUGUGCGUUUGCGUCCCUGUCCUCUCUCUCUCUAGCCCGCGUAUAAUAUUGCCCGCCGACGAGCGAUUCUAGCCUUCCCUCCCCCUUUAUUUAUUUACCUAAUCACACACUCUAGUCAUCUGGUCUUCUUUUUCCCCUCUUCCUCCCUAAUAUCGAAUAUAUUCUCUCUCUUAUAUGUUAUGUUAUAUCUCUCUCUCUCUCUCUCUCUCUCUCUCUCUCUCUAUAUAUAUAUAUAUAUGUGUAUAUAUAUAUAUCUCUAGCUAAUUCAGAACCCACUUCUCCUCUCAGUUCUACCUCACAUCUCUAUUUCAUCCACCAUAUUUUUAAACAGACCCAACAAAACAAAAUACAAAAAAUUUAUGAUCUUUAGAGUUGAGAGCAUAUAAUUAAACUUAUAAAUUAUACGUAUGUAUAAAAAGUGCUGUUUUUCAUAGUAGAGAGAGAAGAGAUCAUGGGGUUACAGAACCAGCUGAACGACGUGUCGUCGGACUCAAUCCCACUCUUACUCAUCGCACUCAUCGCCAGCUUCAUCAACCACCUCCGCUCCUCCCUCUUCCACCUCCUCCAUUUCCUGGGCCUCAGCAACCCAGGCCCAGGCCCAGACUACGACGAUGGCCUUCUCGUGGGCUCCUCCGUGGGCUCGGGCCUCGCGGGCCUCGCCGUCCUUGCCGACCAGCUCGCCCUCAACCGCCACUUGUCCUACCAAUACGAUCGCAACCGCCAUGACCAACAGAACGAUGCCGUCGCGAGGUCACGGGAUUGCGAUUGCGUGGUGUGCUUGUCCACCUUAAGGGAUGGGGACCAGGUCCGUAUGCUCAACUGCCGACACUUGUUCCACAAGAGCUGCUUCGACGGAUGGCUCGACCACCUCAACUUCAAUUGCCCUAUUUGCCGCUCUCCCCUCGUCCACCGUGACCUCGUCGCCCACAGGGGCCGCCGCCUCGCCGCCGGCCUCCUCCACUGGUUUUCUCUCCGCUGAAUCGAUUGGACGAAGAUGAUGAUGCAUGUUACAAUAUGAUCAAAUGGGUCCCAUCCGCUAUCUGCUAUAUCCACCCACCCAUGAUGAUGAUGAUGAUGAUGAUAACGGCGAAUCCAUCGAUUGCUGGUGGCUCCUUUCUCGUUCUUCUUGCCUUUUCAUUUUUGAUAUUCUAGAGAGUAGUUGGCAGUUUUUGACCAUAGACUUUCUUUUUUAUUGUUUGGUCCUUCAAAUUUCUCCCUUUUUUUAUAAUUAUUUUCCUUCCAUAACUAUCUUCCUCUUCUUCUUCUUCUUUUUUCUUUUUUUUGAAAAAAACUCUCGGGGGUUUUUUUUUAUUUACUGCUGUAAAUUCUUGGUGUUUCUAAUCUUAAAUAAGGAAAGAGGGAUGUCCAAUUUUUAGUUGUGUACCAGAUUAUUUCGAGUAUUUAUGUUAUGGAACCAAAUGUGUGUUUAAAAAGAUUUAA